This is a messenger RNA of Myodes glareolus (Bank vole), 462 nucleotides long. Lineage: Eukaryota; Metazoa; Chordata; Mammalia; Rodentia; Cricetidae. The record is from RefSeq and is a predicted model, not a curated record.
AUGGAUGAGGGAAAGAUGCCCUCCCCACCUUGUUCCCCUCCAUCUGUGGCAGGGUUCCCUGUAGAGUCAGAGAAGAUGCUGGAGGCAAAGACUUAGGCUGCAGAGAAUUUGGAGUAUAGCCUCACAGAUAAAGCUGACAGGAUACUCAAAAAUGAGAUUAAUGCAAAAAACCAAACCAAACCAAAACAAAACAACAGAACGGAUCUACAGUCAUUGCUAACUUGUUCCUCUGUGGAUCAGACAGCAGUACUUAUCUUAUUACAGGGACUUGCUGAGCUUGCAAAAGAAAGACCAUCAAAUUCCACCAAGUUCCUACAUUUGGUUGCUACUGUAGCUUUACAUUAUUAUAAGGUAGCUUUAAUUGCCAUGAUUCUCCUCCCCACUCUGGAAAUUAAAGAACCUGCAGGACAGCAGAACUCAUUUCUGGAGCUGCAGAAGGGUACAUACCCUCCCUUCCCCUGA